GAGCAAACUGAGCGAUAUGACGCAUGUGGUGGAUUCCGGUGCUCCCAACCUUGAUGAGCAUCGCUCCACAGUGCUGCAAGUUCUGCAACCAAGUGUCGAGAGAGAAGCUUCAGAAUAUCAUCUAAGUUUGGAACAGCGUGAUACAAUUAGUUGAUGGUGCCCCACCCUAUUAGAUGAAUCAAGUAUCAUGGACAUUAACUUUUCAAAACUUUCGCAACCUUUUGAAGAUGUGCAUUGCAGAGAGACAGCUUUCAAUCGGCAAGUCUCUCCAUGCCCAAUACAUCAAGUCCCUCAUUCCAUCUUCAACAUAUAUAUCCAACCAUUUCAUUCUCCUUUACUCCAAAUGUGGUAAACUCUGCUCUGCUCGGCAUGUUUUUGAUUGCACCCAUUACCCCAAUGUUUUCUCUUUCAAUGCUAUUAUCUCAGCAUAUGCCAAAGAAUCCUAUGUUCCUAUUGCCCACCAGUUGUUUGAUCAAAACCCCCAGCCUGAUCUUGUAUCUUAUAACACUCUUAUUUCUGCUUAUGCCAAUCGUGGCGACACAGAGCCUGCACUUCGCUUGUUUGAUGGUAUGCGACACAUGGGACACGACUUGGAUGGAUUCACCCUCUCUGCUGUCAUCACGGCUUCUAGCAAUGACGUUCAUUUGAUUAAGCAGUUGCAUUCUUUUGCAAUAUUGAGCGGCCUUGAUUCUUAUGCUUCUGUCAACAAUGUGCUUGUCACAUAUUAUAGUAAGAAUGGAUUUUUAGAUGAUGCAAAGCGGUUGUUUUAUGGAAUGGGUGAAAUCAGAGAUGAGGUGUCUUGGAAUUCAAUGAUUGUGGCAUUUGGGCAGCACCGGGAAGGGUACAAUGCACUGGCUCUGUUUCAGGAUAUGAUUCACCUAGGAUUGAAUGCUGACAUGUUCACUUUGGCAAGUGUUUUGACUGCCUUUACAUGUUUGGAGGAUUCAUUAGGAGGGCGCCAGUUUCAUGCCAAGUUAAUUAAGAGUGGGUUUAACGAGAAUGCUCAUGUUGGGAGUGGACUAAUUGAUUUCUACUCCAAGUGCGGGGGAUGCAUGUCAGAUUGCAGGAAAGUUUUUGAAGAAAUUCUUGCUCCAGAUUUAGUUCUCUGGAACACAAUGAUUUCUGGAUUUUCCCUGAAUGAGAACUUGUCUGAAGAUGCUCUUGCUUGCUUCCGGCAGAUGCAGCGUAUUGGUUUUCGCCCAGAUGACUGCAGUCUUGUCUGUGCAAUUAGUGCAUGCUCUAGUUUAUCAUGUCCCUCUCAUGGAAAACAGAUUCACGCUUUGUCAAUAAAAUCUGACAUCCCUACUAAUCGUAUUUCAGUAAAUAAUGCUCUUGUUGCAAUGUACUCUAAAUGUGGGAAUCUUCAAGACGCAAGAAGGUUAUUUGAUAGGAUGCCAGAACAUAAUGCAGUAUCUGUAAAUUCAAUGAUAGCAGGUUAUGCACAACACGGUGUCGAGGUAGAAUCACUGCAUCUUUUUGAAUUGAUGCUGCAAAAGAAUAUUGCCCCUACUAACAUAACCUUCAUAUCCAUUCUUUCUGCAUGUGCGCACACUGGAAAAGUUGAGGAAGGUAAAAAAUAUUUUAAUAUGAUGAAGGAAAAGUUUGGGAUUGAACCAGAAGCAGAGCAUUUUUCCUGCAUGAUAGAUCUUCUAGGUCGAGCUGGAAAACUAACUGAAGCUGAGAGGAUUAUGGACACAAUGCCUUUUAAUCCUGGUUCCGUUGAAUGGGGUACUUUACUAGGUGCCUGUAGAAAGCAUGGAAACAUGGAAUUAGCAGUAAAAGCAGCCAAUCAAUUCCUCCAGCUGGACCCUAGUAAUGCUACCCCAUAUGUCAUGCUUUCAAAUAUGUAUGCUAGUGCAGGCAGAUGGGAAGAGGCUGCAAGUAUUAAAAGGUUGAUGCGGGAUAGAGGUGUGAAAAAGAAACCAGGCUGUAGUUGGAUUGAGCUGGAUAAGAGGGUGCAUGUGUUUGUGGCUGAAGACACCUCACAUCCAAAGAUAAGGGAGAUUCAUGAUUAUUUGGCUGAGAUAUUAAAGAAGAUAAAGAGAGCAGGCUAUGUACCAGAGGUGAGAUGGGCAUUGGUGAAAGAUGAAGAGAAUGGGGUAGAAGAGAAAGAAAGAAGGUUGAUGUAUCACAGCGAGAAGCUGGCAGUCGCAUUUGGGCUAAUUGCAACCAGAGAAGGGACUCCAAUACUUGUUGUGAAGAAUUUGAGAAUUUGUGGUGAUUGCCACAACGCCAUCAAAUUUAUUUCUGCUGUUACCCAUAGAGAAAUCACUGUUAGAGAUGCUUACAGGUUUCAUUGCUUUACAGAAGGACGGUGUUCUUGUGGGGAUUAUUGGUGAUAACUGAAAAUGCUUUUCUUUUCCUUUUUACCGCCAGAACAAAGAAUGCUACCUCAGAGUGAACAGAAGCACUUGGCUGUAUGCUAAACCCCAAUAUGACAGACUCUACCUUACAUCAGAACUGCUUUGGAAAUAUGUAUUAGAUGUUAAACAGAAUUCAAGUGGAUGCACAGCCUCCCACUAAAACUGUUGGUUGUCUUGUCAAAAUGGAAGAUGCAUCCCAAUCUUGACUGCAAGUCUUGUGGAAACUGGGCUUAACAAUCCCAUGACUUUAGAAAAAGUGCAAGAGAUCAAACCAAGCAUGAUUGACUUGUUUAAUGCUAAUAUG
Messenger RNA from Neltuma alba, 2667 nucleotides. RefSeq names its product pentatricopeptide repeat-containing protein At3g49710-like. Gene Ontology annotation, molecular function: zinc ion binding; RNA binding; protein binding. Bases 174 to 2339 code for a protein of 721 amino acids. The transcript is spliced from 2 exons. Lineage: Eukaryota; Viridiplantae; Streptophyta; Magnoliopsida; Fabales; Fabaceae. The record is from RefSeq and is a predicted model, not a curated record. Gene Ontology annotation, biological process: RNA modification.